Molecule: messenger RNA, 2767 nt
Organism: Hyla sarda
Lineage: Eukaryota; Metazoa; Chordata; Amphibia; Anura; Hylidae
Product: gastrula zinc finger protein XlCGF71.1-like
Exons: 1
Biological process (GO): central nervous system development; regulation of transcription by RNA polymerase II
Cellular component (GO): nucleus
Molecular function (GO): RNA polymerase II cis-regulatory region sequence-specific DNA binding; DNA-binding transcription factor activity, RNA polymerase II-specific
Source: RefSeq, a predicted model, not a curated record
AAAUGUGGGAAAUGUUUUAUCCAGAAAUCAGAUCUUGUUAUACAUCAGAGAAUUCACACCGGGGAGAAGCCAUUUUCAUGUUCAGAAUGUGGGAAAUGUUAUAGGGUUAAGUCGAAUCUUGUUAGCCAUGAGAGAACUCACACUUGGACAAAGCCAUUUUUAUGUUCAGAAUGUGGUAAAUGCUUUCCAGAAAACUCAGAUCUGCAAAAACAUCUGAGAAGUCACACAAGAGUGAAGCCAUUUUCAUGUUUAGAAUGUGGGAAAUGUUUUACUCAGAAAUCAGAUGUUGUUGUACAUCAGAGAAUUCAUACGGGCGAGAAGCCAUUUUCAUGUUUAGAAUGUGGGAAAUGUUAUAGCGUUAAGUCCAAUCUCAUUGUCCAUCAGAGAAAUCACACUGGGACAAAGCCAUUUCCAUGUUCAGAAUGUGGAAAAUGUUUUAAGCAGAAAUCAAUUCUCCUUACACAUCAGAGAAGUCACACAGGGGAGAAGCCAUUUUCAUGCUCAGAAUGUGGGAAAUGGUUUAAACAGAAAUCACAUCUUGUUGUACACCAGAGAAUCCACACAGGGGAGAAGCCAUUUUCAUGUUUAGUGUGUGGAAAAUGUUUUAAAGACAAAUCACAACUUGGUAAACAUCACAGAAGCCACACAGGAGUGAAGCCAUUUUCGUGUUCAGAAUGUGGGAAAUGUUUUACUCAGAAAUCAUAUCUAGUUGUCCAUCAAAAAACUCACAGAGUUUUGAUGCCAUGUGUGGAAGAAAGUUUUAGCCAAAAGUCAUCUCUAACUGCGGACAUCAAAGAACUGACACAGGAAAACAUUUUCAUGGCCAGAUAAAAGGUGAAAGUGUCGCAGUGCUGAGACCCCCACUUAUCAGUAGAACGAGCAGAGAGAAGCAUGCGGUAGGGUGCUUUAUUCUCCGCCUCUCAAUGAUCUUUGCCUUGUAGACUUCUAGUCUUAACCCUGCUCCUGAUUGGGGGGGGGGGGGGGGUGCAGCUCUGAGACCCUGACCAAUCAAAACUUUCGACAUGUCAAAUUUUUUUUGUUAAAUCUAAAAGGAUCCAAAGGAUAGGGGAUAAGAUGUCUGAUUCAUUUAGAACGCUGAGUGCGGGGGUCGUCAUGUCACGGCCACGCCCCCUCGUGGCGUCAUGCCACACCCCCUCAAUGCAAGUCUAUGGGAGGGGGCAUGGCAGCCGCCAUGCCCCCUCCCAUAGACUUGCAUUGAGGGGGCGAGGCGUGACAUCAAGAGGGGCGCGGCCAUGACAUCACGACCCUGCCGCCCGCUCCAAGCGUUCGGAACAAAAUGUUUUGAACACUGGGGCAGCGGAGUACCCCUUUAAGUGUUUAUAUUUAUGUGAAGGAAACUCAAUUAUAGGUUGUACAUCCGACACUUUGUUCUGUUUGACUUCUGUUAAAAUAUUCAAUAAAUACAGAUGUCCGAAAAAUGUUUCCCACAAAUUUUGUUUAAACAUCAAUGAGAUCAAACUAAACAAUAGUUUUUUUGUUUUUUUUUACAUUGUGUCGUAGUCAAAUAGUAAAAAAAAAAAACACAAAUACCAUCAAAGUAAAGUCACAUGUCAAACAAAUGAAGGGCAAAUAUAUAUAUAUAUAUUUUAGAUGUCUGUUAUCUAAAAGGCGAAUAGAAUCCAGAUAUCUGACCCAGGUUUUCACCAUGUGCAUUAAAUAUUUUACAUUAAGGGUGUGGUCACAUACGGCAUAUAUGCAGCACAUUUAAUUUGUAUACUAUUAGAAAAGAAUCAAGUUGAUAUAGGUAUAUUAAAAUAUAGCUUUUAUUGAACUAAAUUAUAAAAACAUAUGUAUCUUGUAUAUACUGAUGUUCACAGGUUAGCAGAUAUAAAAACUACCAGGGCCAGCACCCCUUGCCGAAAUAUAUAUAAAAAAAAUCUAUAUUACAGGUUACGUUCAUAGUAUAGCAUAAUAUCAUGGGUAUAGGUAUACAUAUAAGCCAUGUACUGUCACUGGUUGCAAUAGGGAGCAAAGCAUGGCAUAGUCUCUUCCCUACCAGGGGUUCCCACUAUACUCUUCCCACUAAUAAUACAGAGUCUCCUCAUAUAAAUUGGUAAAUGCAUGGCCGCUUACCCAUGUCCGCUGCUGGUGCUGUGCCUGGACCCCGAUCGCGCUUUCGCUCCUUCCUCCUUCAUGUUGCGAAAAAUCCACUGGGCAGAAGUGAAAUAAGCUGUUGCUAUGAGCAGACAUGCAGGGCUUUCCUGCGCAGCCCAGUGUGUGGAGUAUGGUUGGAGGUCACAGCCCUGUGUGUGCAGUAAGGUUUGGAAGUAACAGCCCUGUGUUUGCUGUAUGGUUUGGAGGACGCAGCCCUAUGUGUGCAGUAAGGUUUGGAGGCCACAGCCCUGUGUGUGCAGUAAGGUUUGGAGGCCACAGCCCUGUGUGUGUAAUAAGGUUUGGAGGCCACAGCCCUGUGUGUGCAGUAAGGUUUGGAGGCCACAGCCCUGUGUGUGCAGUAUGGUUGGAGGCCACAGCCCUGUGUGUGCAGUAAGGUUUGGAAGUAACAGCCCUUAGUGUGAAGUAAGGUUUGGAGGCCCCAGCCCUGUGUGUGUAAUAAGGUUUGGAGGCCACAGCCCUGUGUGUGCAGUAAGGUUUGGAGGCCACAGCCCUGUGUGUGAAGUAAGGUUUGGAGGCCACAGCCCUGUGUGUGAAGUAAGGUUUGGAGGUCACAGCCCUGUGUGCGCAGUAAGGUUUGGAGGCCACAGCCCUGUGUGUGCUGUAUGGUUUGGAGGCCACAGCCGUGUGUGUG